Messenger RNA from Acanthosepion pharaonis, 801 nucleotides. NCBI's taxonomy places the organism in Eukaryota, Metazoa, Mollusca, Cephalopoda, Sepiida, Sepiidae. The record is from the annotation of a GenBank genome assembly.
AUGAGAGCGGACUAUCGACGCGUCUGCUUACUUUCCUAUCCAUCUAACUGUUCAUUUGAAUUUGAUAUCUCUCUAUUUAUAUACCCAUCCAUCCAUCUAUCUAUCUAUCUAUCUAUCUAUCUAUCUCUUUCUGCUCAUUAUCUAUCUAUCUAUCUAUCUAUCUAUCUAUCUAUCUAUCUAUCUAUCUAUCUAUCUAUCUAUCUAUCUAUAUCCGUUUGCAGAUAUCUCAGUCUGCCCGUAUCUAUCUAUCUGUGUUUACAUGUAUCUAUCUAUCCCAGUCCGUUUAUAAUCUAUCUAUCUAUCUAUGUCAGUUUGAUCAUAUCUACCUCAGUCUGCUCGUAUCAUCUCUCUCAGUCUGUUCAUUAUCUAUCUAUCUAUCUAUCUAUCUAUCUAUCUAUCUAUCUAUCUAUCUAUCUAUCUAUCUAUCUAUGUCAGUUUGAUCAUAUCUACCUCAGUCUGCUCGUAUCUAUCUAUCUUCUCAGUCUGUUCAUUAUCUAUCUAUCUAUCUAUCUAUCUAUCUAUGUCAGUUUGAUCAUAUCUACCUCAGUCUGCUCGUAUCUAUCUAUCUAUCUCAGUCUCUUCAUAUAUAUCUAUCUAUUUUGGAAUACAAUGUAUUGUAUACAAUUUAUUAUUGAUUUCUGUAUUGUGAAUACACGUCUUUCCUUUUAUUUUUCAGGUUAUGAACAAAUGUCAUCGGGCGUUUCAAGUUUGGAUUGCCUUUCACUGAUUGUUGAGAGUAUUAGUCCCAAUGGACCGGCUUCCAUGCUGAACAACCUCAACACUUCGGAACGACCAUUAUAA